Molecule: messenger RNA, 1644 nt
Organism: Penicillium coprophilum
Lineage: Eukaryota; Fungi; Ascomycota; Eurotiomycetes; Eurotiales; Aspergillaceae
Exons: 8
Biological process (GO): amino acid transmembrane export from vacuole
Source: RefSeq, a predicted model, not a curated record
GAUGAUACCACGGUUGAUGUGGUCCCUACUUCACAACAUCCCACAUUAGAAGCGUAUGAACGGCUCUUCGGCGUGGACGAGGAUUCAUAUGAACAGCCGACUACCUCUAGGAAGGAACUUUGGUCAUAUUACCUCUAUUACAAUGGUGACAAUGGUGUCGGCCCGGGAUCCUACAGCCAAGCUCUCUUCCAGUGGGCCUUGAAUGGUGCCGGGCAUCAACCUGGCUCCGAUCCACCUAGAGCCUGCACCGAUUCAUCGGCAUGCGUGGUGCCUUGGGCUGGAGGAACAAGAUCCGUAUCUUCAGUAGUUCUUAUUGCCAAUGGUCUUUGCUUCACUUUCAUGACUGUGAUAUUCGUCUGGCUAGGAAGUGCUGCAGACUAUGGAACAUUCGGCCGAUGGCUUCUUCUGGCAUUGACGGUCGUCUGCUGGGCCCUGCAGUAUGGUAUGAUGUCCAUUCGGCAUCCGAGCCAGUGGCCUACUGCGAUGGGAUUGUACGUUGUGGCAUAUAUUGCCUACGGCGCAACGCUGGUGUUUUACGCUGCUGUCUUCCCCCGUCUGGCGCGGUAUACCCCGCAUGUGCGCAAAGCGAGAGAAGAAGAUCUCAGAGAGGGCAAGAUCGACCAAGAGGAAUAUGACGCUAUUGAAUCACUAGAGAGAAAUCAUAUCAGCAAUAUUGGAUACCUACUCACACUCGUGCUUAAUCUGAGCGUGUUACUUCCACUUCAAAACAACAACUUCUCGAAUAAUCUGGCACUCUGUCUGACUAACUCAUAUUGGGUGGUUCUUGGCAUCUGGUGGUUCAUUUUCCAGCAAAAACGGCCAGGUCCGAAGAUACCAAAAGGGUCAAGCUAUAGUACUAUUGGAUUCAAGCAGAUCUGGUUGGCCAUCCGAGAAAUCAGGUCUCUUCCUCAGACAUUUCUGUAUUUCUUCGCCUAUUUCCUUCUCGCUGAUGGCCUCAACACUACUGGUACCCUCGUCAGCAUCAUUCAAAACGACUCCGUUUCAUUUUCAUUCUUGCAGAUUACAUAUCUCGGCAUUGCCCAAGCUGCCUGCUCGAUCACUUCAACGUUUGGUUUUUGGUAUAUACAGCAAUAUUUCAAAUUCAAGACAAAAACUAUGUUUUUGUUCACUAACUUUUUCACCGUUCUCAUCCCCUUUUGGGGAAUGUUGGGACUGUGGACCAAUCGCAUCGGGUACCACAAUAGGUGGGAAUUUUACUUCUACAAUGUCGUUUUCGGGCUUUUCCAGGCUCCAUACUACGCGUACGCCCAAACGAUGAUCAGUGAGCUGAUGCCACGCGGUUACGAUAAUAUGUUCUUCGCCCUUUUUGGGAUAACCAAUCGCGCCUCUUCAAUCAUUGGGCCGAAUGUCAUUCAAGCUAUCAUAAACGAUACCCACAACAGCUGGAUGGGGUUUCCAUUUUUGUUCGCCAUCUGCACCGCGGCAAUGAUCACCAUUUGCUUUGUGGAUGUCAAAAAGGGUCGUGAGGACUGUCGAAAAUACACCGAGCAGCGCAAGAUAGACCGUGUCGUGGCGGAGAGUGGUCUAGAUCCCAAUGAUAUCGCAAGUGGGAAGCAACCUGCCCGUAAUGAAGAUGUCCCCGAAGCGCAGAACGAGCACCUAAGCAGUUUGGUGAGGGGGUAA